AUGUCUCUGCUGCAUCGGCCCCCGGGGAGCCCCCCGACGCGCAGCAGCAGCAGCAAGCACAGCAGCAGCGGGAGCACUCGGCGCUGCAACCACAGAAGCAGACGCAGCAGCAGCAGCAGUAGCAGACGUAGCUGCUGCACAACAGACCUCAUGAGCCUCUGCCUCCCUGUAGAGACCCACCACUGCAGCAGGGCCCUUUGCUGCACUUGGCCGCAGCUUCCUGGGGGGCACCAGGGACCCUCUUCGGGUCCCCACUUCGCGCGAUUCACAAUCCCCUGCAGCAGCAGCAGCGGUAGCAAGUGCUGCUGCGGCAGCAGCCUCAUCACUGCGUCUGCGUGCGACGUGGAGAGAAGAUACACGUUUCCUGGGGCUUUCGGCAGCAGCAGCAGCGCAGCAGUAGCAGAAUCAGCGGCAGCAGCAGUACGUGAUGUGGAGUUUGGAGUUUGCUGCUCCUGCUGCUGCCAUGGGAGCAAGGCCACUCCUGGGCAGGUGAUUUGCUGCCCUUGCAGCAGCUGCAGCUUCCGCAACAGAGCCACAGCAGCAACAGCGGCAAAUAGCAGCAGCAACUGCAGCAACAGGAUCUCUACUGUCAGCACACCAGCCCACAGCAGCAACAGCAGCAGCAGCACGCCUCGCAGCUCUUAUACCCCCCACGAGAGAGAUGAGGCCUCUGUUCAGCAGCAGCAGCAGCAACAACAGCUGCAGCAGCUGCACGGGGUGCAGCUGCUACGUGAGCAGCAGGAGCAGCAGCAGCAGGCUGUCCAAGAGCAGAUGCAGAAGCGGAAGGAGCGACUUCAGGAGGAACGCGAGCAGCAGCAGCAACAGCAACGCCAUGAGCAGCAGCAUCAGCACCAGCAGGGUCCAGAGGAGCAGCAGCAAUUGCAGCAGCAGCAGCAUCACGUGCAGGCGCAGGUGAAUAGAUACGAAGAAGCAGAAAAAAGUGUGUGCGCAGCAGCAGCAGAAGCAGCGGAAGGCUCACAUUGCCAGCAGCAGCAGCAGAGGCAACAGAAAGGAGCUGGUACGGCAACUGUCUCGUACAGAGAGCAGAGUCCCCCAUGCGGCGAAGCACCCACGCAGGAGCUGCAGCAGCAAGAGGAGCAGCAGCAGCAGCAACGGCAGCAGGAGCAGGAGCAGCAGCAGGAGAAAGCUGAGGUAAAUAGAUCAACUGUGGAGCAAGUAGACACAGCAGCAGCAGCAGCAGCAGCAACAGCAGAGUCAGCGAAUGAGGCAGCGGAAGCUAAGCCGAUAGCGUGGAUUGGAGGAGUAUCUAGAACAGCAGAGGAUGGGGCAGAAGUAACGGCAGCAUCAGGUGCUGCUGCUGCUGCUGUUGCUGCAUCAGCAUCCAGCAGCUCCCCGCAGCCAAGCUUGGGCCCUUCUAUAGGUCUGGUGUCUCCUUACAGCAGCAGAGACAACACCCCUGUCUCUCUUUUUUCUGGUGCUGCCGAUGGAGACUGCCGCACCGCUGCUGCUACCCCAGAGGUGGGGCUGCAGCAGCUGGCAGCAGCGGCAGCAGCAGCAGCUGCCGCUGCUGCUGCUCCGGCCGAGCAGAUGCAGCGAAAUCCGGGGGCUUGCGACGUCCAGAAGCAGCAGACCUUUGCGGCUGCCCAAAGAAGUGACACCCUGCAACAGCAGCAGCAGCAGCAGCAUUGUAACUACAAGCAACAGCAAAAGGAGCCUGCUAGCGAACCUAUCUCGUUGUCCCACCUGUGCGAAGAAGCAGCAGCAGCAUCAUUCUCAGCAGCAGAGGAGCAGCAGCUGCUGCUGCAGUUCGAGAAGGCAAUAGGCUGCCAUACUGCUACUGGCCGCUCUGCAGCAACACCAGCAGCAGCAGCAGCAAAAGCAGCACGAACUGCAGCAGCAAAUGAAGCAGCCAUCCCUGAUGCCCAGAGAGAGCUUCACCUGCAGCAGGGGCCUGCUGCCUGUUCUUUAAGCGCUCCAGCAGCAGCAGAAGCAACAGCAGCAGCUGCUGCGACUGCUGCUGCUGCUGCUGCUAGCCGCUCCUUUACUGCGCAGAGGCAUUUGCUGCAGAAGAUGAGGGAGGGUCUCUCUGCACUGCGGCAGCAACAACUGCAGCAGCUAGUUGAAGAGGAGGAGCAGUUGCUCCUUUUGGAGAAGCAAAAACAGGCGAUCCUGGCAGAACUGGGCGGCGAGUUCGGCCGCAGCAGCAGCAGCAGCAGCACGGUGUUGCAGGUGGAACCCCCCGGAAGUCGCGGGGGAGCAUCUGAUGACCUUCAGCUUAUCUUAGGAGCGAACAGCCCCCAGGCUGCACCUGCUCUUGCUGCAGCAGCGCUGCAGCAGCAGCAGCAACAGCGGCAGCAGCAGCAACACAGCGACAAUUAUGGUGUGCAGGAAAUGGCGAUGUCGGCUGCUGCCUUUUUCAGUUUGUCAACCGCCCUGCAGCGGACAGCGUCUCAAAACCAGCAGCAGCAGCAACAGCAGCAAAAGCAGCAGGACAGCGUUGCUGCUGCGCUGCAGCGCGUUGCUCUUUCCGAGCAGACCCUUGCUGAUUCACUGCUGCUGCUGCGGGCAGCAGCAGCAGCAAACCCUAAGGACACGGGGGCCCUGCUGGCGCUAGCUGCCGUUGCUCUUUACUACAGAGAUUAUAAGGAGGCAGAGGAGAGGUUCCACCAGCUGCUGCAGCUCCUGCAGCUCCUGCCCUCCCACAGCAUCAAACCGGACGCGCCAGCAACAGCAGCAGCAGCAGUAGAUCAAAGACCCUUGCUGCUGAGGCUUCCGCAUUUGCUGCCCGCUGCGCUGCUGUGCGGUGAAGACGCAGCAGCCCUAUUUUCUUGCUUUGCAGAGGCGCAGCAAGCAGGCCCGUUGCUUGUUUGGCCAGCAGCAACAGCCGCACGAGCAAAAGGAGCAGCAGAGGAGAAUGAACAGCGACAGCAAAUCCGGCGAGCUGCUCUCAUUGCAGGGCCGCUUGAGUGGUUCUGCUGCAAGAGCCUCGGCCGCCUAGCCCUAGCUUUCGCACCUCCUGCUGCAGCACGGCUCCCGCUGCAGCGGGCGCUUGCAGCAGCUUCUACAGCAGCAGCCACGGAAGCAGCAGACGACUCCCUAUGGGCGUUGUAUGCGCAUAUGCUGCUGAAGCAGCGGCAGGAGGCUGCUGCAGCUCUGGCGCUGCAGCUGGCCCUGGCAGCAGCUGCCCGCCGCUGCAGCAGCAUGAGCAGCAGCCUAUUGCAGGACGAAACGGAGGCGCUGGGCAAGCUUCUGCGCACCACGGCAGAUCCGAACGACGCAGUUGUUGCUGCGCUCUCUGCUGCAGCAGAACGGGCAGCAGCAAGACCCGCUGCGGCUGCGCCAAGCAGCAAAGGAGCAGCAGCAGCCAGUGCCGCUGCUGCAGCGUCUAUACAGUGCAAGGCGCUUACCAGCUCAGCCCUCAACUUAGUUAUUUCCAUCCCGUACUCCCAGCUGCAGAGAAGAGCUCGGAGCCUUGCUGCAGCUUCUGCCGCUGUUUCUGCUGCUGGCAGCUGCAGCAGCGACGAGUCCUCUGUUGCUCGCUGGCAGCACAUGCAGGCGGAGGUAUUCUCUUGCCAUGCGCAGCGGUUGCUGCAGCAGUGCAGCGCAGCAGCAGAAGCAGCGGCAACAGAGCCGCAGCUGCUGCGCAAGCAGCAGGCCUUUACCUUGCUGGCGGACGCAGAAAGAGUCUGCGACGCUCUGCUGCUGCAGCGCCACCUGCCCGCCCGCAUUCUUGCUGCUGCUUUGUCUGCCAAGGCUCUUGUCUACCUGCUCAGCAGCAGCAGCAGCAGCACAAGGUGCAGGAACCAAGAAGCACUUAAAGCAGCAAGAGCAGCAGUCAGGCUGACAACAGACAUGCAGAGCCAGACGAGGCUGGGCCUGGUGCUGCUGUGCUGCUGCUGCGACGCAGAAGCAAUAGCUGUGCUACUUGCUGCGCUGCAGCGGCGGCGAGCUGCCUACACUCCAGAGCUCAUAGGUUGUGCUGCUUCCUACCUUGCUGUUGCUGCUGCCAGGGAGAGACACCGGCUGCUGCUGCUGCUGCAGCAGACGCACCACCGAAGCAACGCCAGAGCAGCAGCGCUGCAGCAGCAACUGCAGCAGUUGCAGCGGCUGGUCUCCGUGUCCCUGCAUGCUGCUGUAUUGCACCUGCCGCAGUUGCGCAUUUUGCUGCGGAAUGCGCUCAGCUGCAGCAGCAGCGGCAGCAGCAACAGCAGCAGUAAUAGCAGCAUGAGGGGAACCGUGCUUUUAGGUCUGGGGUACCUGCCGUUAGUUGAACCCCUUGCUUCCGAGCUGUGGACGCUGCUGCAGCAGCUCGCCGGCAGCGGCAGCAGCAACAGCAGCAGCAGCAGCAACAGCAGCACCACCACUUGCAGCAGUUCCUAUGGGCGCGGAGAAUUAGAGGGUCGGUCUGCGAAGGAGCUUUUGGCUUUCAUUUCGUCUAUUGGGAAUGAGGUUAAGUCAGCAUGGGCUUCUGCAGCAGCAGCCGGAGCAGCAGCGCCAUCAGCUGCUGCUCCUCCUGCUGCUUCAGCGACUGCUGCUGCUGAAGCAGCAAGUUUUGCCGCUGCUGCGACAGGCCAGAGGGUGCUGCGCGUGCCGCAGAAACAUGUAGCAGCAGCAGCCGCAUACUUUGCUGCAUCCCCAAAACCAGUGCAGCAGCAGCUGCUGCAGCAACAAGAGCUACAGCAGCAGGAGCUACGGCAGCAGCAGCGGCUGCUUCUACAGGAGUCUGCAGGAGCAGGGCAGCAGCGAGUGAAAUCUCCCCCGCGUCUGCUGCCAGUCCUGAACUCGCAGGUGUCUUCUGUUUGUGAGCCGCCUCCAGCUCCACCUACCAAAGCAGCAGCAGCAGCACCCGCUGCUGCUACUCAGCAGUCAGCGGCGGCGGCAGCAGCAGCGAAAGCAGAUGCAGCAGCGCAGCGGCUUCUUCAGGACAAAUUGUUUGAGCGUUUCUCGGCGCAGCUACCAGAGCAGCAGCACCGGCGCUCCUUGCCCGAGGCAACGCCUGGGGCAGAUGCAGCAACAGCAGCAGCAGUAGCAGCAGCAAGAGCUGCUGCCGCUGCUGCUGCUGCGGCUGCGGAGCGCCACCGACGCGGCAACGAAGCCAAUGCAUGCAGCUCUGGCCCGCUAACUUUCCAGGGCAUUGAGUCUAGCUCUUCAGCGCGGACGCAGCAGCAGCAGCAGCAGCCGCAGCAGCAGCAGCAGCAGCAGCAGCGAGUGCAGCAGCAACAGCAGAUGCAGGUCCCUACGCAACUGCAGCAGCAGGCAAACCAAGCACAUCUGCAGCUGCAGCAGCAACGAAUGCUGGUGCAGCGCCAGCAGGACGUACUGCAGCUGCAGGAGCGGCAGGAGCCACCUCAACAGCAUCGACAGUCCAGAGAGAGACAAAGUGCACAAGAAGGCGUAAAGACUCCGUUGACACCGCAGCUAGGAGCACCAGAAGCAGCAGCAACAGCUUCUGCUGCUGCUCCUCGUCCUGGUUUUGGUGCAUCUGGGUGCGUGCCCGCAGCAGGCGGCCAGCAGCCUGCAGCUGCUGAUGCAUUGGGCUUCUCAUCCUCAAGACCACUGGCAGCUGCUGCAACGCUGACAGCAGCGGCAGCAGCAGCAGCUCCACCCGCGGCUGGGAGACUAAUGGAAGCUCCGACAGACCCUCUGCCCCGACAACGGGUUUCUGCAGUGCGGCAGCAGCAUCAGCAACAGCAGCAACAGCGGCAGCAGCAUCAGCAGAUUUGGCGCCACUGGGACGCGUCCUUAGUGUCUUGUAGCUUCGCCACAACUAGCAGCGGGAGUAGCAGCAGCAGCAGUAAUGCUCCAAGCUUUUUGCUGCAUGACGUGGCAAUCCCACAAGGGCAAAGCGCGCAGCUGCAGCAACUGCAGCAACUGCACCAAGCUCCUUCCAGCCAGCAGCAACUAUACCAGCAGCAGCAGCAGCAAGCUCCGCUGCAGAAACUGCAGCCUGCGCAACUGCAGCAGCAGCAACAACAGCAGCAACAGCAACAGCAGCAGCAGCAGCAACAGCAGCUGCUUACUGGAUGUCUGGCUCAGCCCAUGACAGCCAACUCGUCUAAGCAACAUUGGCCACAGCAGCAAAUCCUGCAGCCGAAGCACGUGGUGCAGCAGCAGCAUCUACAUACUGCUGUCGUGCAAAACCCAGGGACACGCGCGGCGCCAGGGACAGCGCGGAACCAGCAGCAGCAGCAGCUGCUGCUGCUGCCUCCUCAACAUCAGCAGCAGCCGCAGCAGCAGCAACUGCUGCUCCACCAACACCAACAGACACAUGCUAACCGCGUCACACGCCUGGUGAAGCCACCGUCGAGCGCAGCAUUGCGGCACCGUCUGCAGCAACAGCAGCUUUUGCUGCAGCAGCAGCAACUGCACCACCAGCUGCAGCAGCAACUGCAGCAGCAACAGCACAUGCAGCAGCUACUGCACGAGCAGCAACAGCGCCACCAUGUCAUGUACCAGCCGACAGUGGUGCGGCCAGUGGGUACCCUCGUUCCGGUUGCAGCAGCAGGUCCAACAGCAGCAGCGGCAGCAGCAAUGCGCUAUGCUGCUGUGGGCGCGCCUCUACGGGCUUUCCCCGCGGCUGGAGAGAAGGUCUCUGCUGCGGGGCUUAUUCCUGUUGUUGCCCCAGCAUCUUCCACAGCAGCAACUGCAGCAGCAGCAGCAACAUCAGUUGCAACAGCAGAAAGAGAAAAAGCUGUUUUGCGGCGACUCUUGAGAGGCCUGCAGCAGCUGCCGCCGCUCUUCCCCCAAAAUAUGUUGCGGUGUCUGUACGAAAUUGGGAGAGGCGGGUUUUCAAGAGUGUGGGUAGCUGAGCUGCUGGUGCACCAGCGGCCUGCUGCUGCUGCUGCUGCUCCCGUUGCAACCGCUGUUGCAGCUCGCUGGCUGCCUGUGGCGCUGAAAUGCAUGCGCGUCUCUUGCUCGCAGCAGCAAGAAGCAGCAGCAGCAGGAGGAAGUGCGGCGGAGGCAGAAGAGGAGACAGUUUCGCUGCAGGAGCUACAACAGGAAGUACAGCAGUUGCAGGGCCUGGAACACCCGUGCAUAGUAAAAUUACUUGGGGUGUCCCUGCUCUUCAGCAGCAGCCACAGGCUCCAAGUGCAGAAAACGCAGCAGCAGCCACAGCAGCAGCAGCAGCAGCACUAUCGAGUGGCUCUUGUCAUGGAGCUCUGCAGUGGAGGCAGUCUGUAUUCGCUGCUGCACGAGCGGCGCGCUGCUUUGAAGGCUUCCGAGAGGCUCUCAAUUGCUCUUCACUUUGUUGCAGCUCUGCAUUACCUGCAUUCCAGGCCCACUCCAAUAGUCCACAGAGACAUAAAGUCCCUUAACAUCGUUCUGGACGGGGCGGGGAACGCGAAGCUGUGCGACUUUGGCUUGGCAGCAGAAGCAGAUGUGCAUUUGCCUUCUACGGGCUGCAGCAGCCGCAGCUUGACGGCUUCAAUGCGGCUAAUUCGCCCCAAGGAGCCUCUCCAGCCAGCCGGUUCUCCGCGCUACAUGCCCCCGGAGCUGGCUGCUGGAGUGGCAACUCAGCUGGAUCCGUCGCUUGACAUUUGGUCUGCUGCCUGCGUCUUGCUGGAGCUCUUUGGAGGUCCUUUGCCAUAUCACCGCUGCCAGACUUUUGAAGAAAUACAGAAGCAGCACGCGGAUAGAAUGCUACCAGUCUUUCCCCCCGAUCUCCCAGCACCCCUGGAGCAGCUGCUCCGCGCCUGCCUCGCCUUCGAGCCCCGGCAGAGGCCCUCCGCUGGGCAGUUGAUUCACAUAAGAAUGCAGCGAAUUCUGUGGGAUUUGAAGUGGUUGUUUGCGCAGAACGGGGUGAAGGGGAAGUCACUGUGCACUAUUGCUGUGGGUUUGUGA
Messenger RNA from Eimeria tenella, 7803 nucleotides. RefSeq lists its product as uncharacterized. Gene Ontology annotation, biological process: intracellular signal transduction; protein phosphorylation; positive regulation of apoptotic process. The record is from RefSeq and is a predicted model, not a curated record. NCBI's taxonomy places the organism in Eukaryota, Apicomplexa, Conoidasida, Eucoccidiorida, Eimeriidae. Gene Ontology annotation, cellular component: nucleus. Gene Ontology annotation, molecular function: ATP binding; protein serine/threonine kinase activity. The transcript is spliced from 8 exons. Bases 1 to 7803 code for a protein of 2600 amino acids.